Messenger RNA from Durusdinium trenchii, 3579 nucleotides. The record is from the annotation of a GenBank genome assembly. Lineage: Eukaryota; Dinophyceae; Suessiales; Symbiodiniaceae.
AUGGUGGCAGCCGUGCAGAAGGAGAUGACCAGCUUUCCCGCUGCACGGGGAGUGCAGGAACAUGGCUGUGCCAUCAUCCGAAACUUAGCAUGCUCGGAUGAGUGGUUGGACUACAUCGAGAAGAUUGAUGGUCCAACAUUGGUGAUCUCGGCUCUUCAUCGCUUUAAGUUGGCAGCUUCAGUUCAGGAGCAAGGCUUGGGUGUGCUCAGUAACCUCGCCAGCAGGGCAAAGCUCAGAGAGAGGCUCUCGAGCCAAGCUGCGCUGUCCUUGGUUCAAUCCGCGCUGUUUGAACAUGCAGAUAAACCCGGUGUUUGCACACAAGCGUGUGCUGCACUUUGGAACCUCGUGGCGGAUCACCAAGAAAAUCAGGCGGCCGCCGAUGAGCUGAGCAUUUCGCAGAAGGUUUGCGAGGUCAUGGAAACUCAUUCAGCUGACGAAGAGCUCCUGGAAAAUGCCUACGGCGCGAUCAGUAACCUCGCCUCCUUCAACCAGAACAACAAGCAGGCGGUCAUCGAUGUGAAUGGGCUGGACAGUAUUUGCCGCGGCAUGCAAGGUCACCUCACCGUCACCGCCGUUCAACGGCAGGGCUGUGCCGCGCUUUGGAGUUUGAGCGCCAACAGCGAAGCGGCACAGAUUGCAGCGUUUGAAGCCAAUGCCAUUGCUGCUGUGUGUCAAGCGAUGACAUCGGAGCUUAUGGACCCAAGCCUUCAGCAAUGUGGCUGCGGGCUUUUGCGGAACCUCACCGUCAGCAACGACGAUUACAAGGUCCGUGCGGUGCGGCUGGGCUCGGCCGAACGCGUGUGUGAAGCGCUUGCACGUCAUGAUGAUGUGCGCGUGCAAAGGCAGGCAUGCGCUGUCUUGUUCAAUUUGGCAUCAGUGGGCUUGGAGGAGUGCCACCAAGAGCUCCUGGACGCCGAUGCCGUCAGCCGCCUCUGCACAGCGAUUGCCAGCCGCAUCAAGGACGUCUCGGUGGUGGAGCCUGCCUGUGGCGCUCUACGACUGCUGGCAGCGGGUGCCAAGGAUGGGAAGCCAGGUGCGGCGAAGCACAUGUUGGAGGAAGAGAUGGUGCAACAUGUGAUUCAGGCCUCCUUCGCCAACCCGGACGUGAACUUGGUGCAACGCCAGUGUUUGGAAGCUCUUCGCCAUGCGUGCUCUUGGGAGUCGGGCGCUGCCACCGUGGAGGCCCAUCGUGGUGCUUUGGCCACCUGCCGGGCCAUGAGCAGGCAUUGGCAAGAUGCACUCAUCCAGGAACGUGGCUGUGGGAUCUUCCAAGGCCUCGCCCAAGGAGCCCGCAAGGGUUGGAGCUCCCUCCUGGCAGCUGGAGGGUUGAAGCAGGUUUGCCAGGCCAUGAGGCAAUUUCGCACGGUGCGAAGCUUGCAGAUGGCUGCUUUCGAGGCUUUGCUCGCUCUGCCAAGUGAAGCCGCAAAGGAGGUCGAGGCGGCUGGCUGCCACCAGGAACUUUUGGCUUCAAUGUCGGCCUAUGGCAGUGAUUUGCAGUUGCUGGUCAAAGGAUGCGGUGCGGUGAGACUACUGGCAUCUGGUUCGGUGGCACUCCAGGAGGCACGACAACCUUUGAUGAGAUACAUCCAGGAGUUUCCAGAUGAGGUUCCCUUGCUGGUCGCUAGCAGCAAUGCCUUGGCGGAGAUCAGCAUGCAUGAAGGGUUGCACGUCCUUGAUCGAUCCUUUGUUCAAGGCAUCUCCAACUUUCUGGUGGCGCAUAAGAAAGAUGCCCAAGCACAGGCCGCCGGAAUGAACGGCUUCCGCGCCAUGGCCACCGUGGGUGCUUCGAGCCUGGAAGCGGCGCUGGAGGCGCGGUGCAUCGAACGGGCACGCAUGGCUUUGCUGGAUCACAAGGACCACGAGGAGGUGCAAUCGAGAGGACUGGAUCUCCUGCAGAGAGUUGCAGCUUACAACACCAAUAUGCGUGACCUCAUCAUCGAAGCAGGCUUGUACCCCAUCGUCUUCGAUGCGCAGGAGACCUGCAAAGCCAGCGCGGAGGUUUGCCGCCAAAGCAUCCGUGCUGCUGGGACCCUCUUGGGCUUUGUCACGGCCAAGCCCAGCCAACAGGAAGAGCGCAAGAUGCAAAGCGCCAAAUCCAAAACAGCCCAGGCUGCCAGCCAGCAGAGAAGUGGAGCGCUGGCCUUUGGAAAGCUGAUCAAAGAGACGGAUCUGGUGGAAUUCGCCAUACGCGUGGAAAAGCUCAUGCAGCACCACAAGCACAGUAGCCUCUUCCUGCAAGAUGCUUGUCUCGUGUUACGCUCCCUGGCUGAAUCCUCUGAUGACGGAUUGAAGGCUGUGCAGUCCGCUGGAGUCCUUCAAACGCUGAUGGCCUCGUUGCAGAAGCAUAAACGUUCCGAGGCGGUGAAUUUCCAUGGCUUUCGAGUGCUGUGGGGCCUUCUGUCCAGUUCCACGUCCCGACGCGAAGCGUUGGAGGCCGGAGUUGUGGAGUGGAGCACUGCGGCCUUGGCCCGCUUCAUGGAUUGCCCUGCCGUGCAGAGUGCCCUGCUGUUGGUCGUGAACCGCUUGUGUUUGAAGAAUCCAGAUGUCAAGGUUGCCUACGUGAAGGCGAAGAUUUUGCCACUGAUCUGGCAGAUCCUGGAGACCGAGAAUCUCUUCCUUCGUGGCCGCUCCUUGGCGGUCCUGGCCACCCUGGCGAGCAACUGUUUUUCGGUGACGGAGGAGAUGAUGCAGAUGGGCGCUUUAGAAUUGGCGGUGGACAUGCUGCAGUCACAUACAGAGAAUGCACAAAUCCAAGGUCGCUCCAUACAGAUGCUUUGGGGUUUCAUGCAGGUCAGUCGUGAUCCACAAGUAGAGGAGAUCUAUACGGAAGAGAUGUUGGACGUUGUGUUGACCUCCAUCCAAUCGCAUGCGACGAAGGAACAGUUGCAAAGCUUCGCCUUGGGCUUUCUGUGGACCUUCACCUCUUCUUCACUUCGGAAGAGAUGGCUCUUGGCACGCAAGGGCGUGGCGACGGUGUGCACGAGCUUGGAGGCAUUUCCACAUAGCUCCAUGGUACAGAGGCAUGGCCUGGAGGUGCUUCGGAGCAUGUCCACCUCGGACGGGAGGAAGUGGGUGCUCUCGGAUGGGCCCAGCGUGGAAGCGGUGACCGGUGCGCUGAAGCUUCUGCGGCACGACGCGGAGGUGAUGGCCGCCGCGCUGGGGCUUUUGGGGAACUUGGCCUGUGGCAACGUGGAAUUCAAGCGACGAGUCUUCAAAGAAGGCCUUUGCAACCAAGUUCUCGUGGUGAUGGAAGAGCAUGCCAGGGAUGUGGCGGUUCAGGUCUUGGGCACCUGGGCCUUGGGUGUCUUCGUGGGCCUCAGCCAGAAACGCGCACGGGAACUCUUCGAGCUGGGCGGCAAGGACCGGGUCUUCGCGGCCAUGGCCGAGCACGCGCUGAACGACAGCAUCCGGGCCUAUGGCCCACUUUUGGUUCGGCGCCUGGAACUGGUGCAGGAGAUGACGGUGAACGCGGCCAACAUGGAGGAUCAGGAGUUGGAAGCUGAGGAGUUGGAUGUCGCACCCAGCCACUCCCAGCCAUCGGGCUCUGUGACUCACCGAUCGAACUCUGAAGGGGGCUAA